Paramormyrops kingsleyae is the source of this 7511-nucleotide messenger RNA. Its product is annotated as formin. Gene Ontology annotation, cellular component: cytoskeleton; cytoplasm; actin filament. Gene Ontology annotation, molecular function: microtubule binding; actin filament binding. The record is from RefSeq and is a predicted model, not a curated record. Lineage: Eukaryota; Metazoa; Chordata; Actinopteri; Osteoglossiformes; Mormyridae. Gene Ontology annotation, biological process: cortical actin cytoskeleton organization; actin nucleation.
GGGACGGACCGGUGAGCCACAUUCCUCUGCAAAACUUGAAGGCUUUUUCACACGAGAGAGAACGCAGCAGCAAGGGGAAAAGCGGGUUGCCCUUGACUUGAUUCUGCGUGGCAGGACUGAGGGAGAGCUGGAACGUUCCUGGCUUCUCUGUCUGACUCAGACUGACAACUGGAAAACAUUGUUGCUUUGGAACAUUUUUUUUUCUCUGCAUGCCGCAAGCUUUUCCUUAAGAAGCCCUUCUUCCUGUUUUCCCUUGGAGAAUAUUUUGUAGUACUUCACUCUCUGCUCCCAUUUGUGAAACUUGAAGGGUUUUACUGUGCUACAUUUUUUAAUACUUGUACAAAAAAGUUUUUGAAGGAUUUUUUUUUAUAAGAAAAGGCUUUUAGAAGACAUUGUUUUUAUUAACAGCAGCACAAAACACCUUGCGAAAAGGAUUACAGGAAGCUAUGGUUUGUUGCAGAAGCUCUUCUGGGCCAAGCAGGCUUUUGAGGAUCCAAAUUGACAAAAGGACUUUUGUUUGCUGAAAACGAAAUUGGAUCGGAGCAGGUUGGAGACCUGAAGGUGUAGUGAUGAGCCCUUUGUCAAGUGUCCUGAAUAUGGACUCUGAGCAGGAUACAUUUUUCUUUCUGGGCUCUAAAUUUGAAAGAGGAAUGCACAAAGGAGACAUAUAAAAGUAUUAUUAAUGAACAGUAAUUUAUAAAAAUCUGAUUACUUGGUAAGAUGAUUCAGUUUGAUGAAUUGGGACCUUAAACAGAUAGAUUGCGAUGAAUAACAUAAACGGCAACCCGGAUACUGGUGAUAAGUAUCCCCCGAACUCAUUCUUCAAUAAAAUCUCGACUAUGUUCACUCGGAUUGGGGCAGAGAGAUCAGAAGUUAAAGAGCCAGACAGGGAGGAGGCGGUGCUGACUUCGUUCCGGACAUUUGCCGAUAGCCAUGACCCCAACUCUGCAGGAAUUCUUGGGGCAGAAGGUCUGUUAGGUGUGACUACAACAUACCACAAUGGUAACGAAAGUGCUUCUGUGAUAGAGGAGAACAAGGACUCGCAUCAAAUUAGAAGAGGGUCAACCGAUACAGAUCUGGUCCAGGUAACCAUGGUGGAAACCUACAGUGAUACAGAGACCGAAGAGGAAGAAGCAGAGGAAUCUGACCUUUGGUUUAGAAGCCAUGUACUCUCCAAGGAGCCACAUGAUGUUGAGCAGUUAGACGGGCGGGUACCCAUCUUCAGACUGCACAGUGUUCCGGAGACACCCAUCACAGACAUCAAUCCAGCUGCAAACCAACAAGUUUCUAUGGCAUCAUUCCCCAGCACACUUGAAAAGGCUGACAAGGGGGACGCAACUUUACAUGGUGUUUCUAGCUCCUUUCAUUCCCUUGCUAGAAACAGCCUUUCAGACACACCAAUGCCCUUAUUCAAGGUCUCUCUGGAUAGUUCUGAUGGGUUACAUUCAAUGGACAGUCCCCCAAGUAUGCAGCAGGAUGACCAUCCUGAGCCUGGACCACCCAUCCCAGCUGAGACAGCUGAUAUUGGGGAACUUCCAGAACAGCCCAGACUCUUUCCCAUUGGAGAUGUUGCACCAGUCUCCCCCAGUACCAUGAGGCAGCCUGAUGUUGACCCUGGGGAGAAUCCUUUAGUUAUGGACUCAAUUGAGGCACCUGACCAGGACGAUACCCCUUCUGAAAGCCAGGCCUCCACCAUACCCUCUCUACUCAGGAGUCAAAGUGGUGUGUCUGAUAGCAAGAGGAAACCAGAGGUUUCACCCCAUGAAUCCCUCUCUGGGGGCAUGCAGCUUCCUUCCAGUACCCCUGGGGAGAAGCCCUUCCAGCUCCCUGCCCUCUUCAGUGGGUUACGGGUACUGAAGAAGGGAGCAGUGGGGGAGGAGAGGGAGACCGUGGCCGAAAUCAGACAAAGAGACACCGACUUGGCACUACUCCAGCUAAAGAAGCCGGUCAACAAAGGCCGGUUGUUCACUGAGCCACUGCCGAGCAAGAAGCCCAGACCUGUGCUUGAACUCAAGAGCAACUUUUUGGAGCAGCUGACCCAGCGCCUGACCCUGAACAGCGGCAAAACUGAGGCAAAGGAGCCUGCGACUGAGCCAUUGGCUGACCAAGUGCCCCACCUGAGAGAAGAGGGGACAGAGGGGAAUUUGCACCCAACCACCUCAGUGGAGGAUGCUGACAAAGUCCUGGAAACACCGUUUGAUACCUUUAAAGCAUUUUUUACCCCAAAACCACCUAAAAAGGAUUCUGGAGAGGCUGUGGACCUGGAAGCUGUGAAGAGGAAAAUCAAAAAUGAGAAGGAGGUUCUGAAAGCAAUAUUUGAGAGAUCUUUGUCCAAACCAGAUAAUAAAGACUUAACAGAUGGAAAAUCUGAGGCUACCUCACCAGCCGAUAGUGAGGACCGCACACCGGGGAGGCUACAGGCUAUCUGGCCCCCCCCCAAGCCCAAGGAUGAGCUGGAGAAAGUGGGCCUCAGGUAUACAGAAGCAGAGCACCAGGCUGCCCUUCUUCAGCUGAAGAGAGAAUGCAAAGAGGAGAUGGAGAAACUGCACGCCGAUUUCCAGCUCAAGAUCUUCGAGUUGCGAGGGGAGCAUGCCGCCUCCUUGUCCAAGCUGGAGGCAGCUAUUGCCAAAAUGCAGCAAGAAAGGGGCUGUGAGCCAGGCCAGGAGCGCAGUUUGACACGUGAGGCCUGUGUCUCCACAGAGGAUGACCUGCCUAAGAAUUACCGGAAUGUGUGCGUCCAGACAGACCGUGAGACUUUCAUCAAAACACCCAAGGGUGACAGUGGCCAGGUCACCCAGGCCACAGGCCAGAACAUGCCGAAAAAGCUUAACCUCGAGUCCAUCAACCAGAGCCUUGUGGGUAGGGCAGAGUCAGAUUCUGGGAAUAUCCCACCCCCUCCACCUCCACCCCUGCCUGGCCAAUCAGGACCACCUCCCCCACCACCCCCCCCACCACCUCCUCCCCCAUUACAUGGUUCUCUACAGCCACCCCCACCACCAGGGCCAGGGCCCCCACCUCCCCCUCCUCUUCCUGGGGCAGCACCCCCUCCACCACCUCCACUGCCUGGAGCUGGGCCCCCUCCCCCACCUCCUUUGCCUGGAGCUGGGCCCCCUCCCCCACCUCCUUUGCCUGGGGCUGGGCCUCCUCCUCCACCUAUGUCUGGAGGAGGUCUCCCACCACCGCCCCCUGGUGGACUGUUUGCCUUCAACCAUGCAGCGGAGAAAGCCCCGCGUAAGCCAGCUGUGGAGCCCACCUGUCCCAUGAAGCCCUUGUACUGGACCCGGAUCCGGAUCCAAGACAACAACAACAAUACCCUCUGGGGUUCUCUGCAAGAGCCAGACAUCAUCAACACAAAGGAGUUUGAGGACUUGUUCUCCAAAGCCACCCUGCAGGCAAAGAGGAAACCCUUAUCCGACACUUAUGAGGAAAAAACCAAAGCUAAGAAGAUUGUCAAGCUGUUGGAUGGAAAGCGCUCCCAGGCUGUGGGAAUCCUUAUUUCAAGUCUUCACCUGGAAAUGAAGGACAUACAGCAAGCUGUUCUGACUGUGGACCACACUGUGGUGGACUUGGAGACCAUUGAGGCCUUGUAUGAAAAUCGAGCACAGAGCGAUGAGCUGGAGAAGAUCAAGAAGCACCAUGAGACCUCUGGUGAGGAGGCAGCCAAGCUACUCGACAAACCUGAACAGUUCCUGUAUGAGCUGUCCCUGAUUCCCGACUUCUCUGGCCGAGCCCACUGCAUCAUAUUCCAGUCUGUCUUCUUUGAUGGCAUAUCUGCUGUCCAUCGCAAAGUGGAGAUAGUCUCCCAUGUGUGCAAGGGCCUACUGGAGCAAGACAGCGUGAAAGAGAUUAUGGGCUUGGUGCUGGCCUUUGGGAACUACAUGAACGGGGGCAACCACACCAGAGGCCAGGCGGAUGGGUUUGGUCUCGAGAUCCUGCCCAAACUGAAGGACGUCAAAAGCCGGGACAACCGUAUCAAUUUGGUGGAUUACGUGGUCUCCUACUAUCUACGCAACUUCGAUGAGCAUGUCGGGACAGAGAAGAGCAUUUUCCCACUGCCCGAGCCCCAGGACCUCUUUCUCGCUGCCCAAGUCAAGCUUGAUGACCUCACAAAAGACAUCAGGAAGCUGAAGAGGGAUCUGUCUGCCUGCGAAAAGGACAUUCAGAGGGUGUGCACGAACUCCAAAGCAGAACACCUCCAGCCAUUCAAAGACAAGAUGGAGUCUUUUGUCUUGAAAGCGCAAGAAGAAUAUGGCGCAGAAGACAAGCGUGUCCAACUUGCCGAGAAAAGCUUCCAGGACAUGGUGGCCUACUUCGGCUUGAAACCCAAGUCUGGGGAGAAGGAGGUGGCACCCAAUUACAUCUUUAUGCUUUGGUACGAGUUCUGCAAUGACUUCAAGAACACGUGGAAGAGGGAGAGCAAGAACAUCUCCAAGGAAAGGAUUAAAGAGGCUCAGGACACGGUGGACAGGAUGACAGCAGAAAAGAGGGUAGAGACCAAGAAGCUCAACCCCAAAAGCCUGAAAGAGAGACUUCGCCAGAAGGAAGCCAACGUGUCCUCCAGCUGAGGGAUUGAAAGAUGUGGUGUCAUUUGCAAAAGCAAAUGAGGGUGUCAUUUGCGAAAGCCCUGUCUGCCAGCCACCAACCACUCUACCUAGGCAUCCGACCUACCCACAUUGCUGCAAUUUCCUCCAUCACCCGCUCCCCCUUGAUGCUAAAACAAGGUGGCACAGAGGAGCACCUGUGCCCACUACCCUGCUGAGGUUGGUUAUGGGUUGGAUGCUGCUUUCUCCACAGUCUUUGUCAACAGGAAGUUGACUGACUGCUACUAUUUGUGGACUUCUAAAAGUGUGGUAUGCUAACGCUGAAAUUUAUAUAGUAUUGCACCUCUGAGCUUGACAGUGAAUUCUCAGUGAGACUCAUUGCCUUGUAGUGCUUUCACCACUGCCUGGGGAACAUUCAGCAUGUCUGCAGUGGAGACUGCUGAGGUGCCGAAACCUGCAAUCCAUGGGCAGGCAUCUUCAGAGACUGGCAUCCUGGCAGAACUCCAUUGCAUCUGGAGUUGCAAAUGUGUAGCAUACAAAGGUGAACACAAUGUCAACACAGUGAUCUCCAAACAGGAUUUACACAACUCAUCGAAGGAAGACGCCAGAAACACUUAAACAGUGCGAAUCUUUCCGUUGCAGUAAACACUGGAGUCGACAGAGUUGAAUUUGCAGUAUAUGAAUAAUUCUCCUCUGUAAAUGGGAAGAUGUUAUGUUUUUGUGAAAGUAUAGGAAAGGUGUAAGCUGAUCAGUGUAUGCCUGCAUGUUUUCCAAACUUCUCCACAGUGACCCCUUUUGGACCAGUGUAAGAAAGUCCAGGGAUUACAGCUGGGGCUCAGAUACUCAGGUGACUAGAGCAUUCAGUAGGUUAGUGAGCUUUACUAAACAAGGUUGUUACAAAAAUGCUUGACUGUUUGCCGUGGGAUCCUCAAUCCCAAAUCGAUAGUUUAUUGCUCUACUGAAAUGAUCUUUAAAAUGUAGGAAUAUAGCUGUGAUAUGGAAAGUAAACCAUGAAGUUAAGAUAUUAAGCACUGCAAUAGCUUUAUGUACUGUGCCAUAAUCUUCCAGUUAUCCUUGUGGUGCUGGUUAAGGCAUAUUGCACUUUUAAACUCUGUUUCAAUUCCUAUGCAACCAUUUUUAUUUUCCUCGCAGUACCUGAAAACAUGCAUUACAGUGUGUUGUUGCAUUGUUUUAAAAAACCAUGUUCCCUAUUUUAUUCGUGGAAAUAACAAAAAUAUAAAAAUAUAUUCAAUGAAGAUAUAUACACACACACACACACACACACACACACAUAUAUAUAUAUAUAUAUAUAUAUAUAUAUAUAUAUAUAUAUGCACCUUGAUGAAAGUUCUCUGACCUUUAAUUAUGUGUUUUAUUUUGUUUUAGCCCCAAUGACUGACAAAUGCCCUGUUGGGGUUAGUUUUCUGUAUGGCUUAAAUUGGGAACCAGGUCGGAAAUUUUUUAUUCUAAUUCAUUAAGCAUCGAUUUACCUCUAAAUAAAUGACCUCAAAGAUCUAGGCCUGAUAUAUACCCUAGAGUAUGUAUGCUUUUGAAGUAUAACGUUUAAUUAACUAGUGUUUUGUUUUGAAGCUUUAUAUUUUUCAUAUUGCAGAAGUGUUGCACAUCUUUAACACACUAUGGUCUUGUAUUAGCUUUGACGGGUGGCCCUCACGGGUACAAUCAAAAUGACGUAACCUUUACAGUGGGUAAAAUUUAGUAUGUCCAUAUAAGUGUAUGAGCAAAAGUUUUAGGAUUCUAAAACUUUAAUUUGCAUUUGUUUCACCUGUGUUCUUUUCUUCAUUUGUGAAAUUUAUAAUGGACAUUUCUUUGAUGUGUAAAUUAGCGACAGGUGCCCCAGCACACUGACAUGAAAUAUCUAAGGGAUGGAUGUGUUCUUGACAGACUAUAGAUAAAUUAUCUGAAAGACUUAUUUUUUCGUUUUUAAUUGAAUUGAACAUGGGCUACUAUUUUCGCAUAAAAAAUGUGGCCUUCUUUUGGCGUGAAGAAAACGACAGCUUUGAUACGUUAUCGAUCCUUUAAAUAAAUGAAACUGUACUGGCCCAACCCUGUUGUAUCGGCAGUGUUGAUGAUUGUAAAAAACGCACCGCCAUGUGUGUUGUCUAUAUCUGUUGAUAGCAUCUAAGAUUCAUAAAACUGCGGGUUAAAGAAAAAAAUGGAAGAGGGUAAGGUCUGGGACUUGGGCAGGUUGAUGAAGGGCUUUAUAAAAGCGCAGUAGUGUGUAGAAAAAUAAAACAGCAAAUCAGUGAACCCGGACUGAUCUAAACUGAUGUGGUUGAAACGUGCUGCUAUGUUUGUGUUCUUGGGCACUGUUAAUGGACUUUUUGGAACAGUCCAAGUAAGUAUAAUUCAGUCAUUUGAGUAACGUUUAAUAUACAGCCCAGCACCACCUAUAGUUACGAAAAAUACGAUAUUACUUACACGGAAAUACUGGUGAUAAAUCAAAUAAACACGUUUUUAAUGUAGCUGACCUGGCUGGGAAAAUCUGACACAAGUAAAGACCCCUGCUGCAUGUCUGGAAAGGCGGAUGAACUGUUGAGCUGUUUUUCUUUGUCACAUUAGCCCAAAGACAGUUCUUGUCUGUUUAGUAAAUACCAGAAAGGUGUACGUCUAAUAAUCGAUUGCAUAACAUAGGAAAGACAGUUUACACGUAUUAAGGCAAUGAAGGUGCGCGUUGUCUGUCUCUAAGUUCCUUUGCAUGUAACUUAGAUUACUUGCACAGUUUUGAUGUAGAUUAUUUAAAUAAAUUUUAAUUCGAUUUUUCAAAACAUUAUUUUAGCGUAGCAUUAGCAUUUUUCGCAUUAACUUGCCAGGUUUUUUAAACAGUCGUUAGAAAAUGUUCACAUAAAUAUGCUUGCAUAUGUUGUUCAAUUAGGCCACGUUUGUUAAAUGAUAUGGUUGCAUGUCCUUAUAAAUUGUUUGCCAUCAUUUAAAUAAAGAGGGGGUACUGUG